GGGGGCGAGCUGCACUUCUCCGGUCGGUCGUAUAAAUAGGGAGCGGCGGACACAGACAACGUCAACAACAACAACAACUCAAACCGGAUCCUCCUCGCCCGGACCACAUCGUAGGAACCGAACAAACGUUGCUGCUUCUCCCAGCAUAUUCCCCUCCCCUCUCCGCCGUUCAACUUACCCCCGUCGCCCACGCGGGAGGAGCAAUGGCGGUUCAUCCUCCUCCGACGACGUUCCAUUCCCUCGUGGCUCCCCGCGCUUCUCUGCCGUUCCGCGAUCGCGCCGCCCUCGGGCCGACGCCGCGCCGCCGCCUCGGAGCCGCGCCGAGGAUCGUCCUCUCGCGCUCUCGCAAGCGCUCGUCUUCUUCGGAUGGCUUCGAACCUUCGCUCCGGACGGAGCAUUCCGGCGCUCCGAUUGGAUCGCCCGCUCGCCGUUCCUCGGCCUCGGCCAUUGAUUUCCUCACGCUGUGUCACCGGCUCAAGACCACCAAAAGGAAAGGGUGGAUCAAUCAAGGGAUUGAUGGUCCUGAGUCAAUUGCUGAUCAUAUGUACCGCAUGGCAUUGAUGGCUUUAAUUGCUGAUGAUCUUCCUGGACUGGAUAGGGAAAGGUGCAUCAAGAUAGCGAUUGUGCAUGAUAUUGCUGAAGCUAUUGUUGGAGAUAUAACACCAGCAGAUGGCGUGCCUAAAGAGGAAAAGAGUAGGAGAGAACAAGCAGCUUUAGAUGAAAUGUGUCAAGUUCUUGGUGGAGGGAUGAGGGCUGAAGAGAUCAAGGAACUUUGGGCUGAGUAUGAGAACAAUUCUUCUCUAGAGGCUAAUUUGGUCAAAGAUUUUGACAAAGUCGAGUUGAUUCUGCAAGCCCUGGAAUAUGAGAUGGAACAUGGGAUGGUGCUGGAUGAGUUUUUCCUUUCAACAGCAGGUAAGUUUCAGACUGAAAUUGGAAAGAGCUGGGCAGCCGAGGUUCUUUCAAGGAGGAAUGCAAGGCUAUCGAAUGGGCUGAGCUAACUGCUUCAUUCUUCAUUAAUAAGUCCCUUUCUUUUGCAUCGAGUUGGGGCCAACUUUCUGGAUUAAGAUUUCUUAUGGACAAUCAUCUCAAGGUUACGUCCUUCUUGCUACUCCCACAGCAUUGGGAGUAUAGACUGAUAGCUCUUCUCCUAGAAGCAGAGUCCCAAAUUUCAUCUGCCAACACCAACCAGCAGGAGUGCUAACUCAGAAAUUCACCAUUACAACUACAGGUACUGAAUCCCUUCAAUGGUUGCAUGAACUGUAGGGAAAAAAACUGUUCCCAUGUUACUUUUUUCUGUUUCGUUCUCACAAAUUUGUAUGUGUGAGAAUUGGAUGUAGCAAAUGAAAAUAGAAUAGAGAGAUAUGAAGGUUCCUUUGAUGUUGUGCUUUUCAACCCGAUAAGUAGCCUUAUAAAUUUUUCUGACUCGGUGCUCAACCUGCCAUAGCAAUGGAAAACAUGAUUUGAUCAA
Messenger RNA from Eucalyptus grandis, 1468 nucleotides. RefSeq names its product 5'-deoxynucleotidase HDDC2. NCBI's taxonomy places the organism in Eukaryota, Viridiplantae, Streptophyta, Magnoliopsida, Myrtales, Myrtaceae. The transcript has 8 exons. Gene Ontology annotation, cellular component: cytoplasm. Gene Ontology annotation, molecular function: 5'-deoxynucleotidase activity. Bases 204 to 998 code for a protein of 264 amino acids. The record is from RefSeq and is a predicted model, not a curated record.